Molecule: messenger RNA, 1071 nt
Organism: Lentinula edodes (shiitake mushroom)
Lineage: Eukaryota; Fungi; Basidiomycota; Agaricomycetes; Agaricales; Omphalotaceae
Product: glycosyl hydrolase family 61-domain-containing protein
Exons: 13
Coding region: 1-1071 (356 amino acids)
Biological process (GO): carbohydrate metabolic process
Cellular component (GO): extracellular region
Molecular function (GO): cellulose binding
Source: RefSeq, a predicted model, not a curated record
AUGUACUACUCGCUCAUCGCAGCAGCGUGUUUUGUUGCGUCGGCUUCGGCCCACGCUACCUUCCAAGACCUUUGGAUUAAUGGAGUCGAUGCAGGUAGCUCUUGUGUGCGUCUUCCUCUCAGUAAUAAUCCUGUAACGGAUGUCACGUCGGAUGAUUUAACUUGCAAUGUUACCCCUACGCCAUCUUCCGGCGUAUGCCCGGUAAUGCCUGGGGAUCAAGUCACUGUUGAGAUGCAUCAGCAACCAGCAGACCGUUCUUGCGCUAACCAGGCAAUUGGUGGAGAUCACUAUGGGCCUAUCAAUAUUUAUCUCGCACCAGUUGACGACGCGACAACCGCAGAUGGACCAAGUGCCUCUUGGUUUAAAAUUUCAGAGAUUGGUCUCCCGUCUGACAAUCCCGAUUACUGGGGUACCGAGGUUCUCAAUGAUAACUGCGGACAUUACACAUUCACCAUUCCUUCCGAUAUCAAACCAGGAAACUAUCUUCUCCGUGCAGAAGUCAUCGCUCUUCACGUUGCAUCUUCUGUUGGAGGCGCACAAUUCUACAUGUCCUGUUACCAAAUCAACAUUGGUGGCACCGGAACCGCCAGCCCUUCUGGUGUCAGUAUUCCUGGAGCUUACAGUGCUACAGACCCGGGUAUCCUCAUCAACAUCUACCAACAACUCGACACUUACGAAAUUCCUGGACCCUCGCCGUACGGCACCACUUCUCCGACCGUUGCUUCCACCCCCUGGCCUACCACAGCGACAUGGGAUACCGCUCUCCAGCCAUCCACCGUUCCGACUGUAGUCCCGACUUCAAUUCCUGGAGGCGUGCCCGCUAGCAGUACUGAUGGUAGUGGUACCAUAUCUCCUACUACAGUUCCUACUACGGUGACGACCGUCGCUCCUACUACGACGGUCACCCCGACGACUUCUGCUCCUACUAGUACUUCUGUGGCGUCUGGUGCUUAUGGCCAAUGCGGAGGUAUCGGCUGGACUGGUCCUAGUGCUUGUGUAGUUGGAUUCUCGUGCGUUGUCACCAACGCCUGUAAGUGCCUUCUUCCUCUCGAACGACCUUUGCAUGACUAA